UGAAGAUUUCCGAUUGCGGUUUUGACAUUUUCUUUAAUUGGAUUAACACGUGCGUUAAUUAAUUAUGAACAGAGAAAAUUCUUGUGCACUCGAUCUCCAUACCAAAUGCAUGCCCAAUGCCCAUGCACAAGGGGUAUUGGAUAAUCAAGGUCUAUAGUUCAGUGCAAUAUAGCAGAGUAUCCGGGAAAAACUAUUGCAGUCACAUCUAAAAAAGCCAGUGUUAGAAAAUUAUCCUAAACUGUACGUAGAAAAACAAAAGUGUCCAAGUUAUGUGGAAAUGUAUGCAAAAUAUAAUAAAGAUAUCGUUUUGGCGUAUGCACGAACUAAACAGUCAACCUAUACUGCAAGCGAUACACAUGCAAGAAAUAACAAAAACGAACAAGAGGAGUUGGAGCUCACUGGAUCACCUCUCAAACUGGACCUCAGCUUGCACACAAUCUUGGAUGACACACUAAUAUCUGAUGAACCCCAGCUGUGGAACAAAGAGGAAGUGUUACAUGGGCCAAUAAAUAUUGAAACGGCAAGGCAAAUUGCAAAUUUGUACAACAAGAACCGUCAUGAGGCCACAGAAGACACACUUCCUCUAUGGAUAGUGACAAACCCUUCAGAAAAUAAUCAUCCCUUACUACUAAUGGUGCAGCCAGAUAGAGAUCAUUUUGCGAGAGGCUUAGUGACAUAUGAAGGAGCAAUGGGAAUGGAUGAUGUUGAUGUGGAUCAAUUGUUGGAGAAUUAUGCAGAGCAAGAGAGAUUGACUAGUGAUAUGAUCAAUGUAUCGGUGGACUGCAAAUAUCUGGUAUCUGGUAUAUCCUACGGCACACACAAUACUGAAGAAUUACUGAAUGCUCCCCAUAGUGGAGUCACAGAGUUGAGAUGUGAUUGGACUGUAAAAACACUGCACACUCCAUUUAUAAGCUGCAAAGUGCAUUUUGAACAAGAAGUGAUUGUUGGCCAUCUAGCGAGUCCUUGCAAUGCUAUUUGGAAGUCCGUCUGUGCCUUACACAACAUGAAUCAACUCCUAGUCGACAUGACGGCUGCAGGAUUCGCAUCUGUUAAUCUGGAAACAGCUGCAAUAAGAAACAACAUACCAGGAACAACACAGCCCAACAACGCUAAACGGCUCAAUGAACUGUUAAAUGAAACAGAAACAUAUGCGUACACUGCAGAGUGUCCUGCAGGCGGGUGCAUCUGUAUUACAGAAGACACCACAACUUUAAACCAGUGCUUGAAUCUCAUGAACAGAUUGGGGUCCAGCAACGACUUUACUUACAAACUGUGGGAUAUAUUGAGAGAUUGUGAGACAGCUGAAGAAGUCAUCAAUUUGCUAAUACAAGCCUUGAAAUUCAUUUCUACAGGAAAAAUUCGACCUUUUAUAGACGCAAACAACAAAACAUACCUAUCCAAACUGGUCCUGAAGCUGUCUCGAGGUCACUCGCAAACUUCGAAAGUGUUGAAGAAAUUGCGCGCAAGUCCGCCACAAGCUUUGUCUCUGGUCGCUCAAGUCGGCGUGGAGAAGACAACGUGGGAGUAUACGAGAGUGAUAUCACUCUUGGAACACUCGUUCUUCAUAGCUGGGAUAUGGACUAAUGAGGCCAGGUCACACGAAUCAGUUGAACAGAUAAACCAAACGAUCCAAGACAUGACGAUGACUGGCGGUGACUUCACUCUGAAUCCAUUCGAGAGUCUCACCGGCAACGAGAACUCUAUCAGGCUUGACAGCGAGUCGUUCUACGAUGAUGAUCCUAAUGAACUAACGGUCGAUGACUUCGCUUCUCUUAAGAAACAUGGGCUGGUUGGCGAAAAGAAAGAUGCUAAUGAGAUUCCUUUAAUAACGGAUGAGAUAGACAUCAGUCCGUGGAAAAACCUUCUGAUGAGGUUCGCUCAAGUCCAUGUUUGUUUGGAGCAUUUAUAUCGCGCUGAAACGAGCCUUCGAGCUGAUUUUGUGAGUCUUAAGCCGGUCUCAACGCGUCUACUCGAACAUUACGUAUCAGAAAAGUCUCCGAUUAAAACUGUUGGUCAACUGAUGAGUGAUCCGAUGCAAAAAAUAAGCAUGUCUAUUGCGAAUAAUUUAGUUCAAGACCAUUUGAAAAAACCCGCGUUCUGGUAUCGCGUUGAAAUGGGAAGGAACGAUUCAGCAGCUGAUAAAGGCAUCAAGAGAGAUUCCAAAGUAGUUUUCGUUUUGUCCCAACUGCCCGUCUUCCCGCCGUCAGUGUGGCAGCAUUUAGAACCUUCCACGGAAGACGCCGCAGAAAUUACAAUGGUCAGCGAAGAAAUAAAGUAUCACUGUACGAAAUAUACGUUCCUUAGCAAUAAACAAAUUAAUAAACUUACAUUACAAUAAAAGCGAGUGAUGUCCUUUAAUCUGUGAUUCCGUUCCGAUGCUUUUUUAAGGUUAUUUAAAUAUUAUAUACAUAUUUUUAAAUUGGUAA
Messenger RNA from Manduca sexta (tobacco hornworm), 2426 nucleotides. RefSeq lists its product as uncharacterized. Gene Ontology annotation, cellular component: RZZ complex. The transcript has 17 exons. Bases 278 to 2338 code for a protein of 686 amino acids. Lineage: Eukaryota; Metazoa; Arthropoda; Insecta; Lepidoptera; Sphingidae. The record is from RefSeq and is a predicted model, not a curated record. Gene Ontology annotation, biological process: mitotic spindle assembly checkpoint signaling; protein localization to kinetochore.